AUGAGUGUAUCAUCGAGACCGAAGAGUUCUAACAGCGAGCAUUCCUUUCUGAGGAGGCUUGGGCUAAAGAGACACAAGUCUGCAGACAAUAAGGACAAAGAGGAGAAACUGAAACGAUCUUCUUUAUCCAUGAGGAUGUCAGGUUCUGGUAAGAACGAAAUUGCUAAGAGAAGGAUAGUAACGACACAACCCAAGACUGGGGCUCAUUCCCAAAUUGAUACUCAAUUGGAAUUACCCGAGAUCGUCUCUGUGAGAAGUCGAAAGAGUAAUAAGAGUAAUCGAAGUAGUAGGAGUAGCUGGCAAGAUAUAAACAUUAUUGCUAAGCCGAGGAGGUCUUUGCAAAACUCGACAGCUGGUAUGAAGAGGGUUAAUACUACCCAGGGCAUGUUUAAUAUCCCCGUACCAAUCGAUACUUUGAAGGAUAAGACUACAGAAAGUUUGAAUAGAACUGCAAAAAUUAUUAAUAACCCUGAGACGUCAUCAUUUAAGAAACAAUUCAUGAAUAGUUUGGAACAGCCUACUACAGAACCUCAUUUGGGGAACAUUGAUGACAUAGAAAAUGGUGAGAACAAUACUUCCAGUAUAUUGGGAACAAUAUUUUCCAUGGCGCAUAAUGUCGUGUCACAUGUACCAAUGUUAUCAUCUACAGAACAUCUACUCACUGGUUCUAACCAUAAUUUGAGAAAACCAGGGGCAACACCCAGUACAAGAAAUAUUGAUGAUGAUCAGUCUAAUAGGACUAUGGGCUCUUCAAACGCUAAUAAUGCUAAUGAUAAUAACAAUAAUACAGUGGUACAUUCACCCCCAGGAGCGGUAAAUAGAAGUACAUCAUUCUUAAGGCAUCUGGAUACUUUGCUAUCACCAGCUUCAGACUCCAAGGUAGAUUCAGAACCUUCUAAGACUCCCAACAUUCAAGAAGGUACACCUAUGCCGUCAAAUACAAAUUAUUCCGAUGAUAGAUUGAAAAAAGGCAUUACAGAAGACUUUGCCGAUGAAGAUGACAUUAGAUCACAAGCAGGAAAAGUUAAAUUUGAACCCCUUCACACGGUUCAACCGGCAAUUUCCACCUUUGGUAAGGGAAAUUUGACCUUAGAUGCUUUUUCCGGUCCUGUGCCCACGUUAGAGGAUGAACAUGAAGAUGAACAAGAAUAUAAUGCUCUUAGAACAAUUGGAAGUAAUAAUAUUACAAUUGAUAGUCGAACCAAACCUACCCAAACACUUCAAGAAAAUGCACGCAAUAGUAGUUAUAUUGACUUAGCACACCAUGGGGUUCAAGAAAUUCAACAACAGCAACAAAUUCUUGAUUCUAGAGCAAGAAGCCGCACUGUUCCAGCCAAUGAAACAUUACGUUUACAAGAUGCAGCAAAAAAUAUCAAGAGAAAUUCAAGAUAUUCCACCCUAUCAAACGAUGAAAUUCCAAAUAAUGCAGAUGAUGAACGUAAACCAAGAAGUAUGUCUAAAAAUUUCCUAAAUAGAAGAUCAUUUUCACCAGCACAUAUUGGUAUGAAAGUUAUUCCAAGUAUCGCGUUGAGAAAUUCGGUGACAAGACCGAGAAAUAGUACUGAAGUUACUGAUCCGCAACGUACUCGUUCAAGUACAAAUAUGUCUCUUAUUAUACUACAAAAUGGGUCCCGAAAAUUCCAACUUCGGGGUAUAAAAUAUAGCACAGAAAAGAAAAACUUAGAAUUCCAAAAUUUGUUUAGGGAUGCUGGCAUUAGUCCAACUGAAAGAUUGAUUGUGGAUCACAGUUGUGCUCUAUCUCGUGAUAUAUUACUACAGGGGAGAAUGUACAUUUCAGACCAACAUAUUUGUUUUUAUUCCAAUAUCUUGGGGUGGGUUAGCACUAUCAUCAUUGCAUUUAAAGAAAUUGUUCAAAUUGAAAAGAAAACAACAGCAGGCAUUUUCCCAAAUGGUAUUGUCAUAGAUACCUUGCAUACUAAGUAUAUAUUUGCAUCGUUUAUUACCAGAGAUGCUACUUUUGAUUUAAUAACAGAUGUUUGGAAUCAACUAAUCCUUGGUAGAAGAAACAUAAAGAGCACUGGGGAUAUAAAUGAUGACGAAUUAGGCUCUACUUACAUGUCAGAUUUAGACUCUACCGACUUAAGUGACAUUUAUGACGACGAAGAUGAUGACGAUUUAAACGGUACAGAUUUAACUUCUAGUGAAGGUAUGGAUGAUGAUGAGUUUGGAGAAUUUCAAACUUCCAAAAUUCGCAAAAGAAAUGCAACAAUGUCCACAACUCCAAUGAAACAUGCUCCAACUACAGUAGAUUAUACUCCGGCAAGUAAUGAAAGAUUGAUGACUGAAACUGUUUUUGAUGCUCCUCUGGGUAGAGUAGUGGAUAUACUGUUUGGCCCUGAUUCAUCUUAUUUGAACCGAAUCAUUGAAGCUCAAAAGAAUUAUGAUAUUUCCCCCAUUCCAAACCUAUUGGAUUCUAAAUCUCGUGAAUAUCAAUAUGUUAAGCCAAUAUCAUUUAGUGUUGGUCCAAAACAGACGAGGUGCUUAAUUUCAGACACUUUGGAUCAUUAUGAUUUGAACGAUUAUGUAAAAGUCACUUCUUAUUCAAGGACACCGGAUGUCCCCUCGGGUAAUUCCUUCUCUGUAAAGAGUGUUUAUCUUUUCACGUGGGAUAAAAACGAUACUUCGAAGUUAAUGGUGUACUUAUCUGUGGAAUGGAAUAGCAAGAGUUGGUUGAAAGGACCUAUAGAGAAAGGUACAUUUGAUGGGGUAGCAGAAACUACCAGUGUUAUGGUUCAUGAAGUUACUAAAAUCUUGGCCCAGGAAGAAAAGACUACUACUAAAGAAAGGAAAAAGAAGGAACCACAAGAAGAAAUGUCCAGCUUACCAUCAUUUGGACCUGCAACUCAUGCUCCAACUGAACCAGAUUAUACUAAAACAAAGGAUGAAACCAUCAUUGAAAAAUCUGUCAACAUCAAAGUACCAGUGGGUACCGUAUUUCAGAUAUUAUACGGUGAUGAUACUUCGUAUACGAAGAAAAUAAUAGAAAAGCAAAACAAUUAUAAUCUAUCAAAGAUUCCAAAAUUUUCUGACAAUAGUAGAGAGUUUAGCUAUAUCAAGAAACUGUCGAAUUCUUUAGGCCCAAAGGAAACAAAAUGUCUAAUUACUGAAAAGAUAGAACAUAUGGACAUUGAAAAAUAUAUAAUGGUAAGACAGAUUGUGAAAUCACCAGAUGUGCCCUACGGUUCGAUAUUUGCCGUUCACACUAAAUUUUACUUAUCCUGGGGUGAAAAUAACUCUACUAAUUUAUUAGUUGUGACAAACGUUGUGUGGUCUGGUAAAACAAUUCUGAAGGGUACUAUCGAGAAAGCAUCGAUCGAGGGCCAAAAGGCUUCCACUACUGCUAUGGUUUCGGAUAUCAACGAGAUCAUUAGUAAUGCCAGCUCAUCAAGAAGGAAAUCAAAAAAGAGGUCAAAGACUACUGUGGAGAAAGAGACUACCGUGAAAGAGAGCCCGACGCAAACUGUGGCGGAAUCAUCAACCCAAGGAAACAUAUUUUCCUCUAUUAUGGGGUCAUUUGACGUAAAUUCUAUUCAAGGUAUUUUGAAACUUCUGUUUGGCCUAUUUAUGUUUGUUACAUUUUUCCGUUAUAUUUUUGAUAAGAGAUCGACCAACAAUAUUGAAAUAGUUAGACCAGGUAGAAUUAUCAUAGACGGUGCCGAAUAUAGCUAUGUCCCGAACUUCAAAACACUUUAUCAAGUUUACGAAGAUGAUGUUAGGGGUAGCAGAGGCCGUCCUAAAAUAUAUGGUCAGAAUAUUGUGACAGAUACUGAAAGUCAAAUUUGGGAAUGGUUAAACAGUAGAGGAGAAAAGUCGUAUCAUAACGUCCCACCAGAGACUGGCAAGAAUAAUAAAAAAUUGGCUAAAAAGGAAAUGCAUAAACUUCAACAACUAAAGGAAUCCAUCGAUAUAACGGAGCAAAAACUUGAAGAAAUGAAGGAAAUGCUGAAAAGGAUUGAUUAUAGUCGCGAAACGGAAGAUUAA
This is a messenger RNA of Naumovozyma castellii, 4002 nucleotides long. RefSeq names its product Ysp2p (gene YSP2). The transcript has a single exon. The coding region runs from base 1 to 4002 and encodes 1333 amino acids. The record is from RefSeq and is a predicted model, not a curated record. Lineage: Eukaryota; Fungi; Ascomycota; Saccharomycetes; Saccharomycetales; Saccharomycetaceae.